This is a messenger RNA of Corticium candelabrum, 2196 nucleotides long. RefSeq names its product 52 kDa repressor of the inhibitor of the protein kinase-like. NCBI's taxonomy places the organism in Eukaryota, Metazoa, Porifera, Homoscleromorpha, Homosclerophorida, Plakinidae. The transcript is spliced from 6 exons. Gene Ontology annotation, molecular function: protein dimerization activity. The record is from RefSeq and is a predicted model, not a curated record. Bases 1 to 2196 code for a protein of 731 amino acids.
AUGCAUUUUUCUUAUGGCUGGUUGAAGAACAACAGCUCAUGGCUUGUCUACUCAAAGGCACUUGAUGGUGAAUUCUGUCUGUCAUGUGUAUUGUUUGGAACUCAGACAGCGCAAAGAGGCGGACAGGACCUUGGAGCACUGAUUACAAGGCCAUUAAAAACUUUCAACAAGGCUACAGAGCUGUUGCGGAAGCAUGGAAGCCAGAUUGAGUACCACAAGGAUGCAAUGAUUUUCAUGCAGAAUUUCAUCUCUACAAUGGAACAGCAGUGUGUUUCAGUUUAUGAGUUAGCUCACUCAUCACAUGCGCAGGUAAUCCAACAGAAUCGUCAGAAGCUUUUGUCAAUUCUCAAAUGUUCUGACCACAAUCCAAGAAAUUUCAAGGCCAUUUUAAAUCUGCGAGUGGAAUCUGGUGAUGAAACACUAAAAGAGCACUUGGCCAGAGCUGGAAAGAAUGCCACAUACACUCUAAAGACCAUCCAGAAUAAGCUUAUUGAGUUUACAGGAGAUGGGAUUCGUCGAAAGACUCUUGAUGAAGUGAGCAAUGCCCGUUUCUAUACUGUGCUGGCUGAUGAAGUUGCUGAUGUGUCUAACACGGAGCAGUUGAGCUUAGUGUUGCGAUUUGUCGGUCGCUCAGGAGAAAUUAAUGAGCAAUUUAUCGAGUUCCCGUCCUGCAAAAAUGGUAAACAUGGUUUGGAUGUGAAUCUUUUGCGUGGCCAAGUGUAUGAUGGAGCUGGUGCCAUGGAUGGACGCGUCAGUGACGUGGCUGCCCGAAUUCAGCAACAAUGUCCGCUUGCAUUGAAUGUCCACUGUUUCUCUCCCAAUCUCAAAUUUGUCAUUGUCAAUGCAUGGCAGGUCCAAGCAGUUAGAAAUGCUAUGGAUGUCAUCAGCAAAAUUGCAUCCUUCUUUGAGAACUCCUCAAAGAGGCAAGUAGCACUUAAGGAAAAGAUCCAAGAAACAGAGCAACCAAACAGAAAGAAGCAUUUGUUGGACUUGUGCAGGACGCGGUCGAUCUAUCGCCAUAAGGCUUUGGAGAAUUUCAGCCAGUUUUAUGAAACAUUGGUGGACUUGCUACAAGACAUUAAGUCUUCACGAGAGGGGUGGAACCGGAAUACAGUCACAGAUUCAGCUGAACUUUUGAACGCCAUCGUUCAGUUUCAAUUUCUGAUGGCAUUCGCGGUCAUGUGGAAAGCGCUGACCAUUCUCAAAGGACUGAGUAUUAGCCUCCACUCCAGCUCCAUCGACAAUGCAAGGCAUACAGAGAAGUUUCGAACACCAAAACAACGGUUUGAUCUGGCUAAAGGCAUGUCGGAAGCAGUUCCUGCUAGAGGUUCAGAAAUUUCACGGCGGUGUGGACGACAGAGGCACAGGGAUAACGUUCCAGAUGAAAAUCCAGAAGAGUACCACAAGAGAUCAAUUACUAUCCUCUUUUUAAAUCAUCUUUUAACUCAACUGCAGAAGCGAUUUAGUAGCGACCACCAACGCGUUGGUCUUGGCCUAUCUCUGGCCCCUAGAGUUAUGAAGAACACUCCACAGUGGUCAGAGAAUGUAAAGCAAUUGGCAGAAAUUUACCAGGAUGACCUACCCUCACCACAGAAUCCAAAUAUAGAAUCGUUAUGCUGGGGAGUGAUGUGGGACAACCACAAGGGUGAAGUGCUAAACAAGCCAGCCGACACUCUUCUCCAGUGUGACAGCAACUAUUUUCCCAAAAUAUUCACACUGUUGAGGAUUGUCUGCACCCUUCCAGUUACCACCUGCUCUUGUGAGCGAAGCAUCAGUGGCCUCAAGCGGCUGAAAAUAUAUCUGAGGUCAACAAUGGGCCAAGGACGAUUGAAUGGCCUGGCACUGAUGCACUUCAACUAUGGUAUGUCUAUUGACUAUGAGGCUGUGCUGUCUGCCUUCGCAAGGAAGCACCCGAGGAGAAUGGCAAUGUUUCCUACGUCUAUAGCUGUAGCAGUACUUGAGAUAGAAUGUCGUCUGGACGCGAGCUGUCAACGUUUCCAUCAUCCUGUCAGUGAGGGCACCCCUAAAUCACUAAAGAAUUUGAACGUCAACAUUCAGCGUCCUGUGGUCCCUCGUUCUCGUUCGCUGUCCCGCUCAAGGCGCAAAAUCGUGUGCCGGUUGGAGUGCAUUCACGUCUCGGGAGCCGAGGGAGGUGAGGCCCUUGACGUGGAGGCCAACGUUAACAUUGUAGGGUAG